CCCUAAAACAGCUUACCUCAUGUACCCCUCACCUCCACCACAUUACCCCAACCAGCCUGUCAUCACCUGUCAGCCUGGAGCCAUCCCACCAGCCAUCUACCAGCCUUCCUUCCCUCCGCCAUCCACCUAUCCAUCAUACACUAUAUAUAUGAACGGACUUCAGCCGGGAGAAGAGCAGCCAUCCUUACCCAAAGAUUAUCUGGUUGAGUCUGUGCUGGUCACCGUCUUCUGCUGUUGGAUGAGCGGUCUCGUAGCGGUCAUAUAUUCUGCAGAAACCCGUGCGGCUUUGGCUCGAGGUGACAUCCGUGAAGCAGAGAAAACCUCUCAGAAGGCUCGGACGCUGGUCCUCUCCAGUUUAAUAGCCGGCAUAAUCGUUAUUGUCGGCUGGAUUGUUUAUGUAUUAAUAGUACUUUUAGCAUAGAAAUGUAACUAAAUGUGUAAUAUCUGCUCUAGUUUAUGCUUAUUUCCAGCCAAAGACUUUUAGAUUUCAAGGAUUUGAAGAUAUUAAGGAAUAUAAACUCAGUCAAGUGUUUCAAAACCUCUAUAACACAUGUAUUGACUUUUCUAAGUGUUAAAGGGAUAGUUCACCCAAAACUGAAAUUUGUGUCAUCAUUUACUCAUCCUCGAGUUGUUUCAAAGCUGUAUAAAUUACUCUGUUCUGCUGAACACAAAGGAAGAUGCUUUGUAACAAGGCAAAUCUGGAGCACCAUUGACUUCCAUAACAGGACAAAAUAAUACUAUGAAGGUGAAUGGUGCCCCUGACUGUUUGGUCACCAACAUUCUUCAAAAUAUCAUCCUUUGUGUUCAGCAGAACAAAGAAAUGUAUACAAGUCUGAUACAACUUGAGGAUGAGUAAAUGAUGACACAAAUUUCAGUUUUGGGUGAACUAUCCCUUAAAGGUGCAGUGUGUAAAUAUUAGCGGCAUCCAGUGGUGAGGUUGUGAAUUACAACCAACGGCUAAGUCCACUGCUCACUCCUCGCUUUUGAAAAGCAUUGAGAAGCUACGGUAGCCGCCACCGGAAAAACAUGUAAUUGACAACUUAAUAAAAAAGUUUGUCCGUUAAGGGCUUCUGUAGAAACAUGGCGGCACAAAAUGGCGACUUCCAUGUAAGGGGACCCUCUGUGUAUGUAGAUAGAAAUGUCUCAUUCUAAGAUAAUAAAAACAUAACGGUUCAUUAUAAAAAGGUCUUUAUAUACCCCUGAUAAUAUAGUUUUGUAUAUUAUUUUGCAUUUCUGUCAAAAGAUCCUUCUAAAAAUUACACAUUGCACCUUUAAAUGAGAGACUUUUCUGUUGAUUUUAAACAUUUUUACUUGUGCUUUUAUUGUGUUUCUUUAGUGUGAGGCCAUAAGAAUAAGUUUAGUUGUUUUAAACUUACUGAAAUGACUGAUGUAUCAUAUUCACAUUUAUCCGUUGCUAGAAUCUGAAGUUAAACCAGUGUUAUUGUCAAUAAACCUUGUACUUUUUGACUGUGAUAUAUAUUUAUAUCAUCAACUAUCAUAUUGUAUAGAACAGCAAAACAUGAAUUGGUUUAAGUUUAUAGAGUUAUUUUAGUCUGUAAAUGUUUAGAUAAGUGACCCUGGACCACUAAACCAGUCAUAAGACGCAAUGAGUGUCUUUGUAGCAAUAGUCAACAAUACAACUAUACAUUUUAAAAUUAUCGAUUUUUUUAUGACAAAAAUCAUUAGGAUAUUAAGUAAA
Misgurnus anguillicaudatus (oriental weatherfish) is the source of this 1699-nucleotide messenger RNA. NCBI's taxonomy places the organism in Eukaryota, Metazoa, Chordata, Actinopteri, Cypriniformes, Cobitidae. The record is from RefSeq and is a predicted model, not a curated record.